GUAUGCAUUGUGCAGAAGAGAGACACCAAAAAAAUGUAUGCGAUGAAGUACAUGAAUAAACAGAAAUGCAUUGAAAGAGAUGAGGUUCGGAAUGUCUUCAGGGAGCUGCAGAUUAUGCUAGGUCUUGAACACCCUUUCCUUGUAAAUCUUUGGUACUCCUUUCAGGAUGAAGAGGAUAUGUUCAUGGUAGUGGAUCUUCUACUAGGAGGGGACCUGCGCUACCACUUACAGCAGAAUGUACAUUUUACAGAAGAAACCGUGAAAAUGUAUAUCUGUGAAUUAGCACUAGCCCUAUACUACUUGCAAAGCUGUCAUAUAAUCCAUAGGGAUAUUAAACCUGAUAACAUUCUUCUUGAUGAGCACGGACAUGUGCAUAUUACUGACUUUAAUAUUGCCACUGUAUUGAAAGACUCAGCAAAGGCUACAUCUAUGGCUGGAACUAAGCCUUACAUGGCUCCUGAAGUGUUUCAUUCUUUUAUGGAGGGAGGCCCUGGUUACUCCUAUCCUGUAGACUGGUGGUCAUUGGGGAUCACAGCAUAUGAACUUCUGCGAGGCUGGCGACCUUAUGACAUUCAUUCCAUCACCCCAGUGGAUAACAUUCUCAACAUGUUCCGAGCAGAGCGAGUCCACUACUCCUCCACCUGGUCCAAAGGCAUGGUGUCGUUAUUGAGAAAGCUUCUUGCCAAAGACCCAGAGUGCCGUCUUUCAAGUAUUACAGAUAUCCAGAGCUCCCCCUACCUGGCUGAUGUGAACUGGGAUGCUGUUCUGGAGAAGGCUGUUUCUCCUGGCUUUGUUCCGAAUAAAGGGAGGCUGAACUGUGAUCCUACUUUUGAACUGGAAGAGAUGAUCCUGGAGUCUAAACCUCUCCACAAAAAGAAGAAACGGUUAGCUAAAAGUAAAUCUAAAGAUGCCUCUAAAGAAUCUUGCCCACUGCCUGCCCAUUUGCAGCAGUGUCUCGAAACGGUACGGCAGGAAUUCAUCAUAUUCAACAGAGAAAAGUUAAGAAGACAAGGACAGAGUGUGCCGACAGCCAGUCCUGACAGCAAAACUACUAUUUCCACGCAGGGGAAAGUGCAGGACGGACAUAACAACAAUAUGCUUAGACUAGUUGAGGCCUCUGCAAUCUGCCGCAGAUAGUUGCAAACACAAAGCCCACAGCACAUCAUCAACCAUUGAAAGAUCCCACUAGACUGAACUCUGUGCAUGUCGUCUUUUUUUAGAAAGAAAUAAAGUUCUCUAAAGAGUUAAAAUGGGAACAGUCAUUGUAAGCCUAUGAAAAUUCUGGUUCACCAUAAACCAAUUCCCCAGUAGGUUACCUUGUUCUGUUUAAAGACACGCUAUGGCUGCACACUAAUGAAUAAGAAGCUCUGAUCAGAAUCCAUUCCACAAAUAAAUGUCACAUUUUAAAACACCUGCUGCUUAGUCUUUAGAAUAGAACCUUCAAAGUCCCCUGAACCGCAUGAAUCUUCCCAUGCUCCAUGGAUGUGUGCUGCAUGAGAUAAUUGUGCCCAAAAGACCUGUAUCUCUGCUGUGUUUUUUAUUUUUUAUUUUUUAUAUUGGCAGUAUUUCUCACUUGAGUGGUAUACAGAAAUCGAUGUAUAUAAUACUACACAUACAGCCUUGACAGCAUAUCAGCAGAUCACUUCAUUAUCAAUAUGAUUGUACUACAAUGGACUAUUCUCUGUCUUAAAAAAAAAAAAAAUCAAAUAUGUAUGUAAUUUUCAGUUGGUUUUAGAAAUGUACUAAAUGAAGUUUAGAAACUGACGGCACAUGCAAGGUUAUCUAAUUCACCCCUGGAAGUAAAAAUAAGCCUAUUUUUCUGCAUUCCACAUGCAUUGCAUCCCCAAAUAAUUAAUUAACAGGCAUUGUACCAUUCUUCAGCAGCAGAAACCCCUGCUUCCCCCACUGUAUUAGGGUGCAAGUAUUUGUAAAAAUGUCUACUUCAGAAAAUGGUGUUUCUUUGAUUUUUUAUUUUUAUUUAUUUAUUUUUUAGACAUGUUAACAUAACAUUCAGCAGGUUUCAUUCCACUUUAUGAAGCAAAAUAAGUUAAUUCCAAAGGGUGAUGCAAAGCUUUUGGCCAUAGCUGCAUAUAAACAGAGCAUAGGAAGAACUCUAAAUGAUUGCAAACACUAUAAAAUAGUAAGCAUUAACAAUGUUUUUGAAGUUAUUUUUUUUUCUAUGUGGAAUUUAAGCUUUUCAAGUCUUGAUUCUGGUCACAUCCACUUCUCUCACUAUGUCAAUUAAGUCUGCAACUGCAACAUAUGUGAUCUGAAUCCAAGAUUUUGACAAGUCUAAAAUACACAUCAAAUAUAAUUUCAACUGCACAGGGAUUGAGAAAGGGUGACAAUAGUAUACUGCUAAUAAAGUAGACCUUUUUAAAUGACCACUUUAGAUAAAUGAGGGAAGCAGAAAGCUAGCUGAUUGUGUGGGCAUCUGAGCUGAACACUGUACAAAAGUAUCUGACAAACAACAAAUUGACAAAAGUUCAAAUGAGGUUUGCAUCUAGUGCCGGUAACUGCGAUUGAUUUGAAAGCUGCCACAUUGACUAACACAGCGGUUUGCUGGUGGGCUCGCUGUUUUGGCAUCAGGAGGUAGACAGUGCGCUGCAGUAUAUAGAUGGGAUCUGAACUCCCCUGUAGACAUUCAGACAGCCACAAAGAACUAGAAAACUAUAAAGGCAAAAUUAGAAGUAUUCUGAAAGUAUUAUGCAUCCCCAACAGUGAUUGCAUUUUCCUAUGACCAGUUUUUUCUCGGUUAAAUUUAUGGAGUUGUAAUGAAAACAUAAAGCAGAUAUUUUAUGUGGGCAGCCCUGAAUGUUUGGGUCCUCUCAGAAAAGGCAGUAGGUAGUCCUAAAUCUGUAUCUGUGUCACCCAGACCUGGCACUGGAUAAUCUUACAGCGACCAUGCUGCAGGAAAUCAUGUAGGUGUGUAUUCCUUCUUGGUAUGAUACAAAUGUUAGGCUGGGGAAGUUAAUUACUAAUUUUAAAACAUUUUGCACCCCCUUCUAAUAAAGGAGGGAUUUUUGCAUGGUGCAUUACCAAGCAACUGUUUUACAAUUGACAGCACACCCACAAAUAACUUAAACAUCAAAGCUUAUUGGCCCACUGUGCUGCUGUACGCAGUAUAGGUGCUGACUUUCAUUUGUUUCUUUGUAGUUGUGGUAUUUCUUGAAUCUUGUGUUAUUUAUUUAUUUAUUUAUUUUUACUACAGUACAGUAUAAAAUGUUAUUUAAUUCCAAGGGGUUUCCAGUUGGUUCUAUCACCUUGAAAAAAUGUCUUCUGCAAAAAACAGGGAGAAAAAGCUUGCCAUUGUUUAAUGAAAUCAUAAAACAUUUUGUGUGAUUAUCAUAUAUACAUUGUCUGAUUCUGUUACAUUGUAUAUUAAAACUGUUUACAAUUUUUAUAGUAGUUUAGCGAGCAAACAAAAUGUAAAGCAUUGGGUGAUAUUUUUUAAAAGAAAUGUGUCAACAUUUGAUUAAGACCCUAA
Molecule: messenger RNA, 3487 nt
Organism: Polyodon spathula (Mississippi paddlefish)
Lineage: Eukaryota; Metazoa; Chordata; Actinopteri; Acipenseriformes; Polyodontidae
Product: serine/threonine-protein kinase 32B-like
Exons: 10
Coding region: 34-1137 (367 amino acids)
Biological process (GO): protein phosphorylation; regulation of signal transduction; G protein-coupled receptor signaling pathway
Molecular function (GO): G protein-coupled receptor binding; G protein-coupled receptor kinase activity; ATP binding
Source: RefSeq, a predicted model, not a curated record